AUGCCCAUUGUAUUGAGGGAUAGGAGGAGGUUGGGUGGGGAGCUCGUCUAUCGAGGGGGUGGGCGUGAGACUCGGGACGAGAGAAUGGACUGCUAUUAUACGGAGGUUGUAAGGGAGGAAGGGCCCUUGAAGGGUUGGGUUGAUUGGGCUGUUCGAUCGGCCAAGCAGGACCAGGUCCUAACCUUGGUCGCUUUGGAUCUGGUUGACCAUUGUCCAUCAUUGCGAUUUCAUACAAAAGUUAAGUGGCCACAACAGCUAGGGCCAUGGACUGCGGUCGAGCGCGGCGGCUUCUUACAGGUUCGAGGAGAACACAGAGGCGUAAUAGAGCUCAGUGGAGAAUCAUCUGCGCAGAGUGAAGGAUCUGCAAUGAUAUUUUUUGGGUCACUUUCCAAGUUGAUUUGGAAAUAUUUAUGA
This is a messenger RNA of Sclerotinia sclerotiorum 1980 UF-70, 414 nucleotides long. RefSeq lists its product as hypothetical. Lineage: Eukaryota; Fungi; Ascomycota; Leotiomycetes; Helotiales; Sclerotiniaceae. The transcript is spliced from 3 exons. The coding region runs from base 1 to 414 and encodes 137 amino acids. The record is from RefSeq and is a predicted model, not a curated record.